AUGAUGUCACAAUAUUCUAGACCUAGAAUAUGGAACUCUAGAGUCCAGAGACUUCAAUCAGUGUUUGAGAUGGGAAGACUGAAUACAUUUAGCUACUGACCAACAGCUGGUAAAAAAAUGGAGAACAUCAGUCCUACAGCUUUUACCGUGUUUGAUGAAGCACGUUUACUGGGCGAACACACUGACUUGAUCAUCAGGGCAAAUGACAGAGAAUUUCAAGUGCACAAGAUCAUCUUGUGUGGCUGCAGUCCUUAUUUUAGGGUUAUUUUCUCCAGUAAUUGGAGCAGAACACCAGAACAUUUCUAUGAUAUUCCAGGAAUGUCCCGAAACAUCUUGUCUCUUAUUAUUCAGUAUGCGUACACAGGAUCUGUCCUCAUUACAGAAGAGAAUGUGUUGGAGCUCUUAGUGGCGGCUGAUCAGUUCUUAGUCUCAGGUCUUGUAGAAGCCUGCUGUCAGUUCCUGGAGUCGCGCUUAUGUCCGGAGAACUGCAUUGGCAUCUGCAUGUUUACAGAGGAUUUUCACUCCUGCUCAAAGCUCCGCCAUAAAGCAAAGCUCUACAUCCUGCAGCACUUUGAGGAGGUUCUGCAAGUAUCUGAGGAGUUCCUGCAGCUCUCACUGGAACAGCUUGAGGAGAUCAUUGAUAAGGAUGAGCUGAAUGUCAAACAGGAGGAGGUGGUUUUUGAAGCCGUGCUCCAUUGGAUUGAUUACGCACCUGAAACCAGGAGGAAACACAUCGCCAUGCUUCUGCCAAAGGUUCGAAUGGGAUUGAUGACAUCAGACUACUUCAUCAAUAAUGUAAAGAGCAAUGCACUGGUGAUGGAGAAUGAAGCCUGCGUGCCUCUUAUCAUCAAUGCAAUGAAGGCUUUGUUUGAAUUUGACAUGGAUUUACAUGGACCCAUCAGCUUAGAGCUCAUUCAUCAACUGACACGCCCACGUCUGCCCUCUGCGAUCCUAUUGGCCGUCGGAGGAUGGACCAACGGCAGUCCCUCCAAUGUGAUCGAGGCAUAUGAUGCAAAUGCAGACCGCUGGAUCAAUGUGACUCUUGAGGAUGAGCGUCCCAGAGCCUAUCAUGGCACAGCUGUCCUGGAUGAGUUUGUCUACUGUGUUGGUGGUUAUGACAGUGUGGAGUAUUUUAACAGUGUGAGGAAACUCAAUCUUAUCACUCAAACUUGGCAUGAGGUGGCUCCCAUGUAUGAACGCCGAUGCUAUGUUAGUGUUGCUGUUCUGAAUGGGUUCAUUUAUGCCAUCGGUGGCUUUGAUGGACAUGGACGGCUCAAAUCAGUGGAACGCUAUGAUCCUGACACCAACCAGUGGACACUGACCGCAUCCAUGAAUGAACGGAGGAGUGAUGCAAACGCCACCUCACUGCAGGGCAGGGUUUAUAUCUGUGGAGGUUUUACUGGGACAGAUUGUCUCUUCUCAGCUGAAAGCUUUAACCCUGACACAAACCAGUGGACCCUCAUCGCUCCCAUGAGACGCCGCCGCAGCGGUGUUGGUGUGAUCGCUUACGGGGAUCUAGUUUAUGCUGUUGGUGGUUUCGAUGGUGCCAGUCGUUUGCGGAGUGCAGAAACCUACAACCCACUGACUAACAUCUGGUGUGAUAUUGCAUCUAUGUACAAUCCACGCAGUAACUUUGGAAUUGAGGUAGUUGAUGAUCAGUUGUUUGCUGUCGGAGGGUUUAAUGGAUUCAGCACAACGUCUGAUGCAGAGUGCUAUGAUGAGAAGACAAAUGAAUGGUUUGAUGCAAAUGAAAUGGCCAUUUUCCGCAGUGCUCUGAGUUGUUGCGUAAUAUCAGGAUUACCUAACAUGGCACAGUAUGCUGCCCAACGAGACACAGUCCAGACACAAGACGAGUCUGACAGUGAAUGA
Onychostoma macrolepis is the source of this 1869-nucleotide messenger RNA. RefSeq names its product kelch-like protein 10. The record is from RefSeq and is a predicted model, not a curated record. The transcript has 8 exons. Lineage: Eukaryota; Metazoa; Chordata; Actinopteri; Cypriniformes; Cyprinidae. Gene Ontology annotation, molecular function: protein binding.